Molecule: messenger RNA, 3347 nt
Organism: Lytechinus pictus (painted urchin)
Lineage: Eukaryota; Metazoa; Echinodermata; Echinoidea; Temnopleuroida; Toxopneustidae
Product: solute carrier family 28 member 3-like
Exons: 8
Coding region: 391-1359 (322 amino acids)
Biological process (GO): nucleoside transmembrane transport
Cellular component (GO): plasma membrane
Molecular function (GO): nucleoside:sodium symporter activity
Source: RefSeq, a predicted model, not a curated record
UUCAUCUUGAUUGUCAUCGCCGGUAUUGGUGUUGGACUAUACUUUCUCACCCGAGAUACUCCUGAAAACCUCAUUUCUCUGGCAGGCUUGAUUUUCUUCUUACUCUUCACUUACGUUUUUUCCUUUUCACCAGCAAAGGUCAGGUGGAGGCCAGUGGUUUGGGGACUUGCCCUCCAGUUUUUACUUGGCUUAUUCAUCUUACGUACAUAUCCAGGGUACGUUCUCUUCGAGUGGCUAAGUGAUGUCGUCUACCAAUUCCUCAACUUCUCCUCUGCCGGCGCCAUCUUCUUAUUCGGCGAAGGUUAUCAGGAACAUUAUUUCGCAUUUGCAGUACUUCCAAUCAUCAUUUACUUCAGUAGUGUAAUCUCAGUUCUGUAUUACUGGGGAGUCAUGCAGACUCUUAUCCAGAAGGUCGCUUGGUUGAUGCAACGUACCAUGAAGACAUCGGCUUCAGAAUCACUCAAUGCGGCAGGCAACAUCUUCGUUGGCAUGACGGAAGCUCCCCUGAUGAUCAAACCAUACUUGAAGGAUAUGACACGAUCGGAGAUUCACGCCAUUAUGACAGGUGGCUUUGCAACCGUAGCUGGCAGCACACUCGGUGCCUACAUUUUAUACGGCAUCGAUGCGACCCAUCUCAUCACGGCCUCGGUAAUGUCCGCCCCCGCAGCCCUGGCGAUAUCGAAGCUCUUUUACCCCGAGACCGAGAAAUCGAAACAUAUCACGGAGAAGGAUAUGGUGUUGCCAAAAGGAGAUGAACUGAACGUCAUAGAAGCAGCGGCGAAUGGAGCGUCGCAAGCCAUCCCACUGGUCCUGAACGUCGCCGCAAACCUCAUAGCUUUCCUCUCUCUGUUAGCCCUGGUGAACGCAUUGCUUGGGUACUUUGGAGGACUUGUUGGCUACCCGCAAUUAACCUUUGAGUUCAUAUGUUCGUAUGUAUUCGUACCUGUUGCGUUCAUCAUGGGCGUGGAAUGGGCGGACUGCAGGAUUGUCGCCGAACUUAUUGGACUGAAGACCUUCGUCAAUGAAUUCUAUGCAUACGAGGUCCUUGGCAAGUACAUCGACAACAGGACAACUGGGGCAGGGCCUACACUUUCGGUUCGGUCUGAGGUGAUAGCGACCUACGCACUCUGUGGUUUCGCCAACAUAGGUUCUGUCGGGAUUGUACUUGGUGCUCUAGGUCCUAUGGCGCCCUCACGGAAGGGUGACCUAGCAGCAGUGGCCAUCAGAGCUCUGGUAGCGGGAACGGUCGCUUGCUUCAUGACGGCGUGUAUUGCAGGAAUCCUUUAUGUACCCCCGGAGGGCAACGAAUUCACCAACGCAACGACAACAGCCAUACCACCGAUUAGUACUGUAUACUAAAACCGAUGUAAAUCUAAGUAAAUCUAAAUAAAUAAUUAUCUUAAAAUAAAAAGGUCAAAAUGUAUUCUGCAACGUUUAAGGAGGAAAUGUCAGUUGUUCAAACGAACUACUGUUUAUAAAAAUCUAUUUAAAUCAAUCAACCAAAAACGCUCGUUAAAGGAAAAGGUCAAACUGCGAUUUCAGACAUUGAAAAGGAAAAUGUAGAUAGUUGAAUAAAAAAAAGAAGAAAUAACAUCGCAAAAGAUGAUGUGACGUCAUAUUCUCACGAGUCUACAGUCUUACAAUAUUCAUUAUCUAUCAUGAAUGAAAUAUAUAUAUGUUUCAUUACACACACACUCUUACAUGCAUAUAUAUACAUGUAUAUAUAAUGAAACAUAGGCCUAUAAUAUUUCAUCCAUGUUUCGUGAAAUAAAGCUAAACAAAUUUCCUUUCAUUUCCAUCCAAUUUCGAUUACAUCUGAUCAUACUUGCCUAUUUGCAGAUAUUAUUUUGACCCAUGUAUUGGACAUGUUUCAUUCAGUGUAUUUGGACGGUCUGAGGAGGCUUGAUAAUUUUUUAUGAAAAUGAGACCAAUUUGGUAUCGAACCUAUGACCUACUCAAAAACAGUAUUUGUGUUGACAGGGGAACCUAGUGAAACUAGUGAAUAACUGUACAUAAGAAAUUUAAGAAAUAUGCAGAGUACUUCAGAUUUUUAUGUAACAGAACGAUGGAAUUAUAUUGUGUAUAUAAAUAUUUUAAGGUUUUAGAAGUACGUGUACAUACUUGUAUCUUUUGGAUUUGAAUCCAUUGAGAGAAAAUAGGAUCAGAAAAAAUUACAAUUGAUGACAAAAUUAAUAUCUUCUUGCAGCGCCCCAUUAAACAUGUUAAAAAGGCAUUUACAUGCACCUACAUCAUUUUCGAAGAGGUUGGAAUUUGAAUUCUUCCACUAAGUACUGCACAAUUGUAAACAAAACUCGCGAUCAUCCUGUUCAUCUAUUUCAAGUAUUAUGGUAUGGCCAUCACCACACUGCCUUAUAUAUUAUUAGACAAUGUUAGACUUUGUGGAAAUUUCUGUUCAUUUCGUUUCUUUUUGCCAUUGCUGAAAAAAAAACACCCGAAUAUCAUUUUCUGCUGGUUAUCGGUAAUAUUCAUUGUGUAUUUUUCUCGUUAAAGGCACAAACGAUGUAAUCCGCAUACUUCAUUUUAUUAUUUUGAGCCAGUCGUUUUUUCCAAUAAACUGAAAUGGGGAACUUUUCUUCACCUUUAACAAGGCAAAUUCGCUUUGUUCAACGGCUGUAUCUAUUUUAAGAUUUACUUGUCCUGCUUUAGUUUUUACAACUUUUAAAAUUUAAUGAGCGAUGACAGCGAUGUGGUCACGUUUCUUAGAUUUACACAUUGUAUUCGAGUAGGUUGCUAAAAAUGUGCAUUUGAAUCUAUUUCCUAUCUCAAUUCACACUUCGAAUAUUGUCAUACUGUAUCAAAUGGGGCGCCGUGGUCUAGUGUUUACGAUUCUCGUCUUUCAAUCUGAAGGACGUGGGUUCGAAUCUCAGCCAUUGCGUGUUUUCCUUUAGCAAGAAAUUUAUCCACAUUGUGCUGCACUCAACCCAGGUGAGGUGAAUGUGACCCGGCAGGAUUAAUUCCUUGCAUGCACUGAGCGCUGAAAGGCAGCUCGAGCUAAAGCCUGGAUAAUAAUGAUAAUAAUCAUGCGCCUCGGAAUAGAUUAUUUCUAGAUAGAUGGCGCUAUACAAAUGCCUAUUAGUAUUAUUAUUAUUUAGCCCUGUGUCAAUGUUUUCCGGAGAAAGGUUAGCAUACAUGUGUUUUCAUUUCGAAUUAUGUCUUUCGUUUUAAUUUGAAAGUGAUGGUAAAUCGCUCUCUUUGCUGCAAUAAAUGUAAAUAACGUCUGUACAUUGCACGAAGUACUCAUCUCGACGAAUCAGGUCAAUUUAUUACAAUGAAAUAAAUGUACUAAUUUUAUUUGUGAAUAAAAUAUGAUUACAGAUCUUUAUCAA